Camellia sinensis is the source of this 5433-nucleotide messenger RNA. Lineage: Eukaryota; Viridiplantae; Streptophyta; Magnoliopsida; Ericales; Theaceae. The record is from RefSeq and is a predicted model, not a curated record.
AAUUACGAAAGAACCAUUGAGGAACAUCUUCUGCUUCAUUGCACAUUCUCUCUAUCUCUGUGUCUCUACACACACACAAACAGAGGCUUCAUGUCCCUAAUUUGUAUGCUUCUUCGUCGCUGGUGUGAGUCCUCCAUUAGAGCACCAAGUAAGGGAGUUCAAUCUGUGUGAUGGUUGCUGUGUCUCGGAGGUUCUGCACACUCAUAAAAAGGCCUUCAAUUCUAAUUCCAAAAAACUUGUUUCAACGAGUUGAACCAAAUCCAGAUCAAUCCUUCAUUCCCUUCUCUCAACUGCAACAAACGAAGCUCCUUGAAGCUCGUCUCGUCUCUCUUCUUCACCACUGCAAUGACCUCAACCAAAUCAAACAACUUCACGGCCACAUUGUUCGCAAAGGCCUCGACCAGUGCUGCUUUGUUCUCACCAAGCUCAUUCGCAUGCUCACCAAGGUUGGUUCUCCAAUGGAGCCAUACCCACGACUCGUCUUCCAACAGGUCAAACUACCCAACCCAUUUCUCUGGACAGCGCUAAUCAGAGGUUACUCUCUUCAAGGUCUCUCCUCUGAGUCGAUACUUCUCUACAAUUGUAUGAGAAGAGAUGGGAUUGCUCCUGUGUCAUUUACCUUUUCGGCCUUGCUCAAGGCUUGUACUGCUGCUCUUGAUGUUGAUUUGGGCAGGCAAAUUCAUGCACAGACUAUUAUAAUUGGUGGGUUUGCAUUAGAUUUGUAUGUUGGUAAUACCAUAAUUGAUAUGUAUGUGAAGUGUGGGUUUUUGGAUUGUGGGCGUCAAGUGUUUGAUGAAAUGCCUGAGAGGGAUGUGAUCUCUUGGACUUCGUUGAUUGUUGCGUAUGCGAAGAGCAGUGAUAUGAAGUCUGCGGCUGGGUUGUUUGAUGGGUUGCCUGUGAAGGACAUGGUGGCGUGGACGGCAAUGGUCACUGGUUUUGCACAAAAUGCUCGGCCGAGGGAGGCAUUGGAGUAUUUUGAUAAAAUGCAGGACGCGGGCAUUGAAACCGAUGAAGUCACAUUGGUUGGUGUCAUAUCAGCUUGUGCACAACUCGGUGUGAUUAAGUAUGCCAGUUGGGUUCAGGACGUUGCUGAGAAAUCUGGAUUUGGACCUACCAAUAAUGUGGUCAUAGGAUCUGCAUUGAUAGAUAUGUUCUCCAAGUGCGGGAGUGUGGAGGAUGCGUAUAAGGUGUUCGAUAGAAUGACGGCGAGGAAUGUAUUCUCUUAUAGUUCAAUGAUUGUUGGGUUUGCAAUGCAUGGUUGUGCCAAUGCAGCAAUCCAAUUGUUUCACGAAAUGGUGAAGACUGAGACAAAACCAAAUAAGGUUACAUUUGUAGGGGUGCUUACAGCAUGCAGUCAUGCGGGUAUGGUAGACCAUGGUAGGCAUUUGUUCGCUACGAUGGAAAAAACUUAUGGCGUCACACCGUCUGCCGAUCUCUAUGCUUGUAUGGUUGACCUCCUUGGCCGAGCUGGAUGCUUGGAAGAAGCUCUCGAGCUUGUCAGAACUAUGCCAAUGGAUCCCCAUGGGGGUGUGUGGGGAGCAUUGCUUGGAGCUUGUCGCAUCCAUGCGAACCCUGACAUUGCUGAGAUUGCUGCUAGCCAUCUAUUUGAGCUUGAACCUAAUGGUAUUGGAAACUACAUCUUGCUUUCUAAUAUAUAUGCUCUUAGCCCAAGGCACACUGGUAUGUUUUCAAGGGUAAGGAAGUUGAUGAGAACUAAGGGUUUGAAAAAGAAUCCUGGAUGUAGUUGGGUUGAAGGAAAGAAAGGAGUAGUUCAUGAGUUCUUUGCAGGUGAUAUGACCCAUCCGAAAUCUAGGGAGAUUAAGCAGGCAUUGUUGGAUCUAGUAAAUAGAUUAAAAUUUCACGGGUACCAGCCAAAACUGAGUUGUGUUCCUUAUGAUGUGAGUGACGAAGAAAAGAAGCGGAUACUAAUGACUCAUAGUGAGAAGCUAGCUUUGGGAUUUGGGCUGCUUUCCACAAGUGCUGGUUGCACCAUUAGGAUUGUGAAGAAUCUCAGAAUUUGUGAGGAUUGCCACUUGGUUAUGUGCAGUGCAUCUCAGAUCACUGGCAGAGAGAUUGUAGUUAGAGAUAACAUGAGGUUUCACCAUUUUAAUAAUGGAAUGUGUUCUUGUGGUAAUUUUUGGUGAUUCAAGCAUGGGUCUCAAUGUUGUCCAAAUUUUUAUGCCGACUUAAAUCAGUCCUGUUUGAUCGUGCUCAGUCACAAGUUAUAAUAGCCAUUUUGAGAGAUAAAAUAGCCUUUUUGAGAUAUGACUGGGAAGAUAGAGAAUGACAAAAGACAUUACAAGAUUAUCUCUGCAAUUGCUUUCUUUGGAGAUGUGACCUCUAGAACCCAAUGCAUCUGUGCCAUUAUAAGGACAUUCUGUAGGAGUUUCGCACUGUUCGUCGCUACUUGGGAGGCAUGUAAAUUUUAGCAAAACUUGGAUGCUUCAUCCAACACCGGAUUUGCACUUUGUCCAGAAUUUUAUCUUGCACUACACGUACUUUCCCCCCAAUCCAAACAUAAAACAAUGUUUGGCUCAAUGAGAUGGCCUAACCAGAUCUCUGUACCCUUUCAAGCCUCAAUCACGGGUCGUCUCCACUCGAAAACUCUUCGAACAAAAACUAGCGGAUCUUCGUGAAGUGCACAGAUCUAAACCAAUUGAAGUGAAUUCAUCAAAUCCAUUUGUUUUGAAGGCGUGUUCUGGGCAAGAUUCUUUGCGAUUGGUCCAAAUGAUUCAUAUCCAUGUUGAGAAAUAUGGGUUUGGUUCUGAUAUAUUUGUGCACAAUUCGUUGACUGAUAGCUGCUUGAAACGUGGUUUGAUGGGAAUUCAAGCAGUGAGGAAGUUGUUUAUGGUGAUGGUGGAAUGAGAUCUUGUUUCUUGGAAUUCAAUGGUUGGUGCGUUGGUGAAAGCGGGCGAAUUAGCCGAGAUGAAGGAGGGAGGCAAGCCAAAUGAAUGGAUUGAAGUGAAAAAGAAAAAAGGCAAGGACGUCAUUGAUGCUCCUAUGGUUAACUUUAUUCCUACACCUCCUCCUCUUCAUCGAAUGUGCUUGAUAUUCUCAAUACUUGUGUAGUCAAUGAGGAGGUUUCUUUUUGUGCAGAUCUUAAGAGUGUGCUUAAUGCAAAUGAAGAUAUUCCGAAUGUAGAGGCUUCAAAGGAAGAGAAAGAAAUUGUUGGGGAUGUGGGUAAUAUAAAUGGGUUAGCCCCUAAACGAUCUUCACGUCCCAAAGGAGCUCCUCAAUCCCUUUCAGAUGGAACAUUCGUUGUUCCAUGGACAAACCCAUCUUCAAAAGUGGAAGACAAGAAAAAGCUUCUUGAGAGAAUCGCCAAUCUUAAACUUGCUCAAGAGGUUAGCCUCUCUAUCAAGUUUAAGAAAUCAAGUUGCAAGACUCCUACGAAAUUGCAGGUGUGUCCGUUGAUUAUUGCUUGGCUUAGCUUUGGUUUCUCCUUGUAUGUUAAUCUACUUGUUAGAUUUUGUGUAGAAGCUAGGCUUGUUUUUCCCCUCCUCGAAGGGUGUGUUGCCUCUGGGCUUGUAAUGAGCCUCACUGUAAUAUCUAUUUUUUGGUAUAUAAUUUAUGACUUUACCUACUCAAAAAGCAAAACGAAAAAAGAAAGCGGGCGAAUUGAGAUAAACUUGUCAACUGUUUGAUGAAAUGGCAGAGAGAGAUACCAUGAGUUGGAAUACAAUAUUAGAUGGGUAUGUGAAGGCAGGAGAGAUGGAUUCAUCAUUUUAAUUGUUUCAGAAUAUGCCAGAGAGGAAUGCUGUGUCUUGGUCGACGAUGGUUUCUGGAUAUUGCAAAGCUGGGGAUAUGGUGAUGGCACGGAUGUUGUUUGAUAAGAUGUCGGUCAAGAAUUUGUUUUCGUGGACUAAAAUAAUGUCUGGGUAUGCUGAAAAGGGGCUUGAAAACGAUGCGAUUGGCUUGUAUAACAAAAUGGAGGCGGCAGGAUUGAAACUUGAUGAUAGGACUAUUGUUAGUAUUUUAGCUGCUUGUGCAGAGUCUGGCUUGCCUGGAUUGGGGAAGAGAGUUCAGUUCUCAAUGGAGAGGAGUAGAUAUAACACAAGUGUAUUACUCAUGUGUCCAAUGCUUUGGUUUACAUGUAUGCAAAAUGUGGCAACUUUAACAGGGCAUUAAGUGUCAUUAAUGGGAUGACAGAUUUCUUGGAAUGCCAUAAUCCAAGGGUCAGCUGUGCAUAAUGCAUGGACAUGAGGAGAAAGCGCUUCAGCUUUUCUCUAGAAUGAAACAAGAAGGAUAUGCGCCUGGUAAGGUGACCUUUGUUUGGUGUUUUAUAUACUUGUAUGCAUGCAGGUUUUGUUGAGGAGAGCAUUCAUUACUUUCGUACAAUAUAGAGAGAUUAUGGAAUAGUUCCCCAAUUGAGCGUUAUGGUUCCAUGAUUGACCUUUUCGGUCUAGUUGGGCGUCUUAUGGAAGUUUUUAGGCUUCUCCAGAGCAUGCCAUUGGAACCGAAAUUGAAAUGUCACAUUGAUCACUUGAUUGACCAAUUGGCAACCGCUUGAGCGAGCGGUCUCAGAUAGUAGGCAUAACCAAACAGCUGGGCAACUUCUCCCUGUCUGAAAUGCACCAACUGGUCAAGCCAUAUGUACGUAACUUGACUCAACAAAAUUCAUUUACUCAACAACAUGCAUUCUCAAAGCAUAAAUCAAGUAUAGUUCUUCUAUCAGCAAAAACAAUAUGUACAUAACUCGUUAUGAAAUUGUGUUAGUCCUCGGUCCAACAUUUCAAAAAAAAAAAAAAAAAAUGGAAAAUUACAAAAUAAAACUACUCUAGUAAUCCAGUCCUCUUAACAAGUGAUCAUUACAGCCCCCUUCCUAUAGCAAAGGAGGCUUGCAUUGCUCGAGUCUCAACAUCAUUCAGAAAGGCGUAUACUGCAUUAACCAAAUAAUAGAGAACCCAUUAGGUUUAUAAGCAUAAUCUCAUCUAACAUAAAAUCAAAACUGUAAAAACCAUCAAUCAAAAAAUAAAAUUUUGUAAAACUGCAAGAACAAACAAUAUUUACAAGAUACAGAGUAAUCAAUCAACACAAAAAGAGAGAGAGGUUACAUGAUUAUACCUGCUAGUUUAUUGUUCUGAAUGGAUGUUGAGCAGGGUUACUUUAUAAUACUAAACACAUUAGAAACAUUGAAAAAUAGUACUACAAUGAAUUGCACAUCUUAUGGAACCAUGGGGUGAAGACGAUAAAUGUCAGAAUACUCGCCAGCAAUAAGAUUGCAAAAGAGUCUGGAACUAAAAUGUCUUCAUCCACCAACACACGAACAUAACCAAAGUGGGAUUUAGCUUCAAAAACUAACAUUUAAGAAUGGUGAAAAAAAAAUGUUAGGAAGCAUAUUACAGUAAAUUAAUAUUUUGGUUGCUAAUCAAUAUAUAAGUGGUGCAUACAGUACAUCAAUCGUCAUUUAUCAAAAAAAAAAAAAAAAAAAAA